GAAGGAGGAGGGGCCUGGCGCUCCUCCUACCGGCGGGGUCGAGGUGGGGGGUGUACAGAGAGCGCGGCCACCAUGUCGUCCGUGGCGGAGAUGUACGAUGUCACUUGGGAAGAGAUGAAGGACAAGCUUCGGAAAUGGAGGGAGGAGAACUGUCGAAACAGUGAGCAGAUCCUGGAGGUCGGAGAGGAGAUCAUUAAUGAACAUGCGUCCCGGCUUGGCGAUGACAUUUGGAUCGUUUACGAGCAGGUGUGCAUUGCAGCGCUGGACUGCUCACGCCUCGACCUCGCAGUCCACUGCCUGAAACAGCUGCGGAGGCAGUUUCCUGGCAGCCACCGUGUGAGGAGGCUUGAGGGCAUGAAGUAUGAGUUCCAGGAGAAGUAUGAUGAGGCCAACAAACUCUAUGACGAGAUCAUCCAGGAAGACGACGCUAACACGGCAGCGAGAAAACGCAAGAUCGCAAUCCUCAAGGCCCAGGGAAAGGUGGCGGAGGCCGUCAAAGAGCUCAACGAGUACCUCAAGCUAUUCGUUGCUGACCAGGAGGCGUGGCAGGAGCUGGCAGACCUCUACGUGUCCGAGCUUGAGUACAGCAAGGCGGCCUUCUGCCUGGAGGAGCUCAUCCUUUUCAACCCCCACAAUCACCUGUUCUGCCAGAAAUAUGCAGAGGUGAAGUACACACAGGGAGGUCUGGACAACAUGGAGGUGGCCAGGAAGUACUUUGCUCAGGCACUCAAGCUCAACAACAUCAACAUGCGCGCCCUGUUCGGCCUCUACAUGUCCUCCGUGCAUGUCGCCUCCAACCCCAAGACGAACACCAAGAACAAGAAGGACAACCUCAAGUAUGCGUCGUGGGCCGCCUCGCAAAUCUCCAGGGCCUACCAGCUUGUGGGUUCGGCACAGAAGGACGGCAAGGGCUCCGUCAAGAUGGUGGAGGACAUGCUGCAGUCGCUGCAGAUCACACAGAGCUAGACCACCCUGGCCACACCGCCACUGCUGCCAUGCGCAGACCUCUACACGUACGCACACCCACCUGUGCUCACACCUGCCUGUCAUCACACCUGUACACACACCUCUGCACACACCGGAUUUUGCACCCGCACAUCUGUACACACGCACUGCCCCUGCAUGCGCAGACCUGUACUCGCACGCAAGUCCUGUUAGCCAGCACGCAUUAAGACCGGUGCAGUGCAUGAGAGGGUGGUGUAGCAAGCAGCAGAUCCAACUAUAUAUGUCUCCCCAGUGCUGAUAUUUAACUCCACACCUAUUACUCAUUUAAGGCUGAGUCAACCUAGUGGAGGCCCAGGACCAGUAACAGACAUCAUUCACCAAGAAUGUUAACCAUGACUGGUGCACCAACAACAAAUGGCAUUCUCUGGCGAUAUCACCACAGCGCAUGUGCCAGGCUAAGUGCACUAUAAGGCCAGAUGAAGUGUCGAAGGACCACUGGCAGAAGGCCACAGGGUAGACCCAGGUGUUAUGGGUUAACUGAGAUGACUGGUAGUUCCACCUCCUGUUCUCCCUGCUGUGCCCACUGGGCACAGUUGGCUACACACACACAUCUGUAUAUACAUUGCCUCGAUGUGCACAGACCUCGAUACACACAUCGCAUGUCAUCCAUACACACCCAUAUCACACACAACUCGUGUGGCACGCACACGCCCAAGUCAAACUUCGCUACGCGCCCGUGCCAUGUUGCGGAGUGGAGCCCCCUUCCGUAAUGAAGACGCCUGGUCUACCCCACCCCCACCCCUGGCACGGAGCGGUCGCCUCCAACCCCACAGAUCAAUGGGGAAGGGGACCCAGGCAGCAGAAACUUGAAACGUCCAGGACUUUUUACAGACUCGUAAGACGAGCAUCGAAAUUCAGAAAGUGUGGGAAGAAUGAUGGCGGUGAUGCGGCAAUGGCCGUAGCGUUACCGGGUCCACUCGCACCACCCCAGCCCUAACGGCGCCGCUGACGCCAUGGGACCAGCAGCAGCACCAGCGAGAGGGAGCGAACGCCGGGACCGGAAGAACUGUCGUGAAUAGUGUGUCGACUUGAGCUCCGACACCAACAGGAGCGGUGGUGGCAGGUGGUGGCGGCGGCGCUGACCCUCAGCGGAGAGCGAGUAUUUAUUGUUGGGGGGAGCGCAGUGCUCUUGUUUAGUAUGUGUUUGACUUCUAUUCUUAUUAAAGAGAGGACUUCACACAAUCACAUCCUGCCGGGUGUAGAGUUGCAGCUGUAACUUUUAGUGUCAUGUUUAUUGUUGCUGUGAAGCACUCAUUGAGGGUCUAUGACUUCCCAUCCCAUCCAUCUGAUCCAUUCCCACGCCAAUCGCCCAGCUCGUUACGAUGCUGCACUAAUGGCUGCUUGGUAGUUGUAGCGUGGCAGGGUGCUGGGUUUAGGGUUGGCUUUCUGGAUUGAUGUUGGAUGAGCUGGAAAUAUGAUUGUGUUGGGUGUAGGCUGGGACUCAGGGCAGUGAGUAUAGAGUUUGGGUGCUACGCUGGGUAUAGGUUCGGUGUUGAUCCCAUUGCAUCUGGUAAUAAUUUGGGUGUUCUGGGUAUUGGUCUAGAAAUAGUGGAUUUAGUUUGACUGUUGGCUGCGUCAUGGUCUUGUGAUACAGCGUAUAGUGUGGGCGAUAUUGAGCAGUAACAUAGCAUGGGUGGCAUGGGCCUUGGUGUAAGGAAUAAAAUCAGGACCCCUGUCCAAUCCCCCCCACCCCUGUUCAUAGCCAUUUGUCUGAGCCCUUCAGCCUGUGGGCCCCGGGGCGGUUGCACCACCUGCACUCCAUAGCGACACCAAUGGUGCUGGAUGGAGGCUGGGUGUCGAUCCAAGUUGGGGCGUUGUGUCUGGAUGGGUGUUCGACUUUGUCUGGGAGUUCUUUGGCAGUGGGUUUAGUUUGGGGGGUUGGUUCGCAUUUGAUCCUUAUGGCGGUACCCAAUAAUACAAAAUGGCCGAGGCAAUUAAAUAUUUUAUUUCUGGGGCACUUUAUUUCCAGGGGUGUAUUUAACUCCGCGACUGGGGUACCAAUCAAUCCGAAAUCAGUGCUACUUCGCUAUGUCGAAACGCAGCGAGGACGAUUGUGCUGAAACCCUGAACGCUCGUACGCACCAUAGUGGUGCAUCGUGUCCAGCUCGUCGAGAUGAGUCGAUUGCCGCAUCGCUGACCAUCAACAGAGUAAAAAUUACUGCAUCACGGACAUUAUGCGAGAGCCGGGGUACUAAGGUACCCCGGGUUCUUGGGUACCGCCAUGAGGUUCAUUUGAGGUAUUGGGCUGUUUGUUCAGUUUGGAAAUCUUGGGUGGUGGAUUGAGAUUGGGUGCAGUCGGGAUGUAUGUUUAGUUGGGUGUUCUCUUUUACUGCUGAGCGUGGGUAUGGUGGUUGGGAUGUACAGUGAGUGUUGGGUGUAGGGCAGGUGUUGCGCUUGGCUGAGGUUCGUGUUGACCCUGACCUGAGACCCUUAACACAGUCGUAACCCCAGUCGUGACCUUUAUAACUGCCACCCAUCGCGUUCGUGGCUGUGCAAUGCUGUGGAGUUUAAGUUGAUCUUAAAGACAUAAGGCAGCUGCGUGUAUUGCUCUGAUGGCUGUGCUGUUUCACAACCGCACCCAACACGAGAAUCGUGGUCCACGGCGUCGGCUACCCCCGUUCGCGACUCUAUGACCUAUUCUCCACUGGCACACCUGGGCCAUGCCAUCGCAGGGCCCUCUCGGUAUGGGUGGUUUCCACAAAUUGCCAAGAUGAGCUGGAACCAUGCAGUAAAACUUUGACCUCAUUUCAGACGUCUGGCUCGGGGUCAAGCGGAAGUCACGGAUGGAUUUAAUCAUCCUCGACGUAUGGGUUGGGCAGUAACUAACACGUUCAUUGUAUGCGAUGUCAGCGGCACGGAUCUGGGUCUCCAGUGGAAAAAGCUGCCAUCUAAUGCUGGCUCGGCACAGCCCCGACGUAAUUUGGUUGUACAGUGGAAAAGAAGCGUGCAGAUGUGAGGCCAAGCUGAUGGGCUGCGUGACCGGUUUUACACCACAACCUGGGUAAGGCAUUUCCCCUGGUGUACCUGCCAAGCCAGUUUCUGUCUCACCCAGACCCUCCUGUUUCCCCUUGUUCUUUUGACCCAUGGUCUCCACAUCUGUGUGUCCCCAUCUCCUACUGUGUCUCUGACUCAUGACCCCUUCUCUCCCUGACCCAUGGCCCCUGUCCACCUAUCUCUCUACGUUCUCGUCUCUCUUCCCACGUUCCCCUGUCUCAUCCCUCGAAACAAUUUACCCCCGUGUCCCCUACGAGUGGCUCGCCUGUGCUUCAGCAGAAUGUCGCUGUGUGCGCACACAUGAUUUUAACGUCGAUAUUUUUCAAAGAAAUAAAAUCAAAGAAGGUGA
Molecule: messenger RNA, 4348 nt
Organism: Lethenteron reissneri (Far Eastern brook lamprey)
Lineage: Eukaryota; Metazoa; Chordata; Hyperoartia; Petromyzontiformes; Petromyzontidae
Gene: EMC2
Product: ER membrane protein complex subunit 2
Molecular function (GO): protein binding
Source: RefSeq, a predicted model, not a curated record